AUAUAAUUCUGAAUUGUGCUAAUCUACAGAUAUUGAACAUGCCUCCACAACCGACAAUAGUGAACAAACUAAACGAACUGACGGUCGGGCAUGAUGUGAACGAACGGGCUACUUAAGUAUCUAAAGCUUUGACCUUCAAGAGAAAGAUAACUUCAAGAUCUUACUGAUCAUACAUGAAGCCCUGAGCAACCAGGUGAGCUUGAUGAAACUUUACCAUGGGCCUCAAGGUACAUCGUUCAAGCCACACCAAUGAAGCCAAGGAACUUUCUUACUUGGAUGGAGGAUGGGGAUGGGCGGUAUGCUUUGGUGCUUUCAUAGUUCACAUCGUAACCGUUGGACAACAGAAUAUUGCUGGUGUUAUCUAUUCGGAGUUGGUGGAUACGUUUAAUACGAGCAGAGCGGAGACAGCAUGGGUGACCUCACUUGCAUCUAGCGUUAUGUACCUCUUCGCUCCACUGGCCACCUUCCUCAGUGAUAAAUAUGGAUGCCGUAAAGUAGUAAUAUUUGCUGGAUUUUUAUCAGUAGUUUCAUUGGCUUCUUCGUCGCUUGCCAAGGACCUGCUUCCAAUGUAUUUUACUUAUGGCAUAGGGUGGGGAGUGGGGGCAAGUUUUGGAAUGUUUCCAUCUCUGGUGAUGCUCACCAAGUACUUCCGGCGGAGACUGUCUUUCGUAAAUGGAAUCACAUCAUCAGGCGCCGCUGUUGGUGCGUUAGCAUUAGCCCCUUUGGUGCAGCAACUUUCCUCCGCUUUUGGGACAUCCAACAUGUUUUGUUUUCUUGGAGGACUCAAUGCUCUUAUGAUAUUCUCGGGCUUACUGUAUAGACCCGUACAUGACGAGGAAAAGCUUCAAAAACUUACUUAUAAGAGAAAAUUUAUUGACAAGAGUCUGUUCCGGAAUAAAGGAUAUGUAAUAUGGAUGAUUGCCCUGUCUACAUUCAUGCUCGUGUUUAUGGUUCCUUUUGUACAUUUGGUUAAACUUACGGAAGAUUUAAAGAUUAGUAAAAGCAAAGCUUCUUUACUGGCAGGGUUCAUGGCUGCGGGGGGCCUGUUGGGCAGCCUUUUAUUCGGUAAACUAAGUGACCACAGAUAUUGUAAUCGAUUGUAUGUAUGCCAGUUUUCAAUUCUGUCCAUGGGCGUGGCCAGUACGUUGGUUACCAUAGCACGCUCAUAUAUAUGGCUAGCAGUGUUGGCCACUGGUUUCGGUGUGUUUGAUGGAUGCUACGAGCUGCUUGUGCCUGUCAUCACAAAAGACAUCGUUGGUAUCAAGAAAACACCUACCGCUAUUGGAAUGCUAUACUUCGUUAUGGCCAUUCCCAAGACCAUUGGACCUCCAGCUGCAGGCUGGAUUUUUGAUAUCUUUCAAAGUUACGAAACUGCUUUUUACGUGACUGGGAGCGUCAUGACAAUCGCCUCUUUGAUAAUGUUUCUAAUUCCUCAAGUACAAGACCAAGAAUCUAUAAGUGGGUCAUCUAGUGCUUCAGAUAUCAAACUGCUCAAAGGUUCAGAAGUGUCUGAAAACGGUUCCUCUCCUUCUUCGCAAAAAGUCGAUGAAAAAAGCAGACAAGGAAUAAAGAAAAAUACAAGGCUUAGUGUACUUGCCUGCUACAGCUUUCCAUUCAAAAGCAAUAACAUAUCCAGCAAAGAAUAUUACACAAUAACAGCACCAGAUGAGUUUUUAUUAGUAGCAGAAAAAGUUACGUGUGUAUGAAGCACGAGAUGAUACGAUAUAUACGCUUCGAAUGAGGGAUUUUUAUAUCAAUAUAACAGGUGCUAUUGAGUUCAGCUUGCUAUGAACAGCUUAUCCAAGAAAAGCAACAACAGUACAGCAUAAACGUAAAUUCGUAAUCGAAAUAUUUCCAAAGACAGCUAAAGUUAAAAUUAAACGUUACUAUUUAGUGGAACUUUUAGGGUUAUUUAUGAUACUUGGCAAGAUGUCGGGGAGACGGGGUUGACCUACAACAGGCUUAGGCCCCAUCCAAGGGAUAUUGUUUUGUAAUUUGCUUUAUCUUAGUGAAGCCAGGCUCCAAUGUCAAAUGGGAAAGUAAUAAUACUGAACCAGUCUGGUGUUAUUCUUAUUUAAAAUUCAUAGGCUUCGAAUGAUCAUUGACACAGCCACCUGCGGGAACGGACGAAUUAGUAUUAGCCAGAAGUUGAGAAAAAUACUUGGACGAAUUGGCAUUGCAGUGCAUUUUGGAACGGCUUAAGGGCACGGGCUGAAAUAGACCGCGCCAUCUUUGAAAUAUGUCCCCUCAGACAGCCCUGCAAUAUCAUUGAACUACUUCGACGAUACAGCGGCCAUCUUGCCAGGGGGCAAAACAAAACAAAGAUGACGGAAAAUAUAUAGAGUUUGGUGUAUUUGUCUCAGCAUCUUUUAUUGGCUGGUAAAGGUGUUCGAUAUUCUCUUGUCCUUUGCUAUUAAUCAAUCGAUGUUAUUACUGUAACAAAGCUUUAUUUGGACGCCCCAUAAUGCCUUGCGAUCCAAGAUGGCCACCGUAUCUUCGAAGUAGUCCAUUCAACCAAGUUUUUUCUCGACCGCGGAACGGCUAAUAGAACCGGCUGUUAUGCUCUCUGAGAAGAAACUAUUAGGGUAUCCGCAAUGUUCCAUCAGAUUUGUUUCAUCUUUUGUUACACAGGUAAUCAAGAUAUACCCUGAUUCUCGAAAUGCAAACCUAAUUCGAGUUGCGGGGGUUCUUAAGACCUGGUUCUACGCGACAAUUUUAGGCAUCAUUAUCACUCGAGGCUGCAAGGGCAAUGCUGCAGUUUUACCAAUAAACCAAUUUUAUAAUAUGGUUAACAAA
This is a messenger RNA of Actinia tenebrosa (Australian red waratah sea anemone), 2796 nucleotides long. RefSeq names its product monocarboxylate transporter 10. Gene Ontology annotation, biological process: transmembrane transport. Gene Ontology annotation, molecular function: transmembrane transporter activity. NCBI's taxonomy places the organism in Eukaryota, Metazoa, Cnidaria, Anthozoa, Actiniaria, Actiniidae. The record is from RefSeq and is a predicted model, not a curated record.